Messenger RNA from Pollicipes pollicipes, 3487 nucleotides. Its product is annotated as lysosomal alpha-mannosidase. Gene Ontology annotation, biological process: mannose metabolic process. The record is from RefSeq and is a predicted model, not a curated record. Gene Ontology annotation, cellular component: lysosome. Bases 53 to 3058 code for a protein of 1001 amino acids. NCBI's taxonomy places the organism in Eukaryota, Metazoa, Arthropoda, Thecostraca, Pollicipedomorpha, Pollicipedidae. Gene Ontology annotation, molecular function: carbohydrate binding; alpha-mannosidase activity. The transcript has 23 exons.
GCCGGCGGCAGAGAGGGUGCGCGGGGAACGGCGGUACCAUACGUGGAUCAAGAUGUGGCUGAGGGUGCUGGCGAUGGCGGCGGCCGCUCUGGCCGCCCCGCGGGAGCAGAUCUGUGGAUACGACAAAUGUCCGGCGGGUAAGCAGGACAUGUUGAACGUGCACCUGGUACCACACACACACGACGACGUGGGCUGGCUGAAGACCGUCGACCAGUACUUCUACGGAGCCAAGUCUGAGAUCCAGCGGGCUGGCGUUCAGUAUAUCCUGGACUCGGUGAUACAAGAGCUGGUCAAGGAUCCAGAGAAACGUUUCAUAUACGUGGAGACGGCGUUCUUCUGGCGCUGGUACCUGCAGCAGGACGAGCAGACGAUCGCCACUGUGGAGAACCUCGUCAACGAGGGACGGCUCGAGUUUAUCGGCGGCGGCUGGAGCAUGAACGACGAGGCCUGCGUCCACUACAACGCCGUCAUCGACCAAAUGUCGCUCGGCAUGAGGACGCUGUUCGACCACUUCGGGCCGUGCGGUAUUCCUCGGGUGGCCUGGCAGAUCGACCCGUUCGGACACACCAAGGAGCAGGCGAACAUGUUUGCCCAGAUGGGUUUCGACGGCUAUUUCUUCGGCCGUCUGGACUACGACGACAAGAAGCGGCGGAUGAACGCCUCGGAGAUGGAGAUGGUGUGGCUUGCCAGUCAGGACCUUGGCGAGACUGGAGAGAUUUUCACGGGCGCCCUCUACAACAUUUACGCUCCGCCCCCCGGCCACUGCUAUGACGUCAAUUGUAACGACCAACCAAUCAUGGACGACAAGCGGCUGAAAGAUUACAAUGUCGAUGAAAAGGUGGAUGAUUUUAUUGCAUAUUCCAAGAAGCAGGCAAAGUCGUUUAAGACGAACCACAUUGUCAUGACAAUGGGAGAAGAUUUUCAUUAUCAAGACGCCGGCAUGUGGUUUAAAAACAUGGACAAGCUCAUCAAGUACGUGAACGCCCGCCAAAGCGGCGGUGAGAAGGUCAACGUGUUCUACUCCACGCCUUCCUGCUACCUCAAGUCCCUGCACGACGCCAAACUGGUCUGGCCCACCGUCGAGGACGACUUCAUGCCGUACGCCAGCGAUCCGUGGGCCUACUGGAGUGGGUACUUCACCUCCAGGCCUGCGCAGAAGGGCUACAUCCGCAAGUCGAACAACUUCCUCCAGGUGUGCAAGCAGCUGACGGCGAUGAUGCAGACCGAGAGGACGUACGAGACUCCCAACCGGGUGGACUAUCUGCGCUACGCUAUGGGCGUCAACCAGCACCACGACGCCGUCACAGGCACUGAGAAACAGCACGUAGCCAAUGACUACAUCCAGCGCCUGAGCGAAGCCACCGACUCCUGCCAGGGCGCCGUCAAUGACGCGCUGACCCGGGCGGGCCUGCCGGUGCAGACGUUCUGCAAUCAUCUGAACACGUCGGUGUGUCACGUGACCGAGCAGAGCGGCAAGUUCGUGGCGUACGUGUACAACCCGUUGUCACGGAGCGUCAGUCCUUGGGUUCGAAUCCCGGUGGCCGGGGAUGCCUACACCAUUCUGGAUCCGGAAGGUCAGGCCGUGGCCUCCCAGCUGAGCCCCAUCCCGGCCGAGGUGCUGUCUCUACCGGGUAGGAACUCCUCGGCCGUUGCCGAGCUGGUGUUCCAGGCCUCUGACCUGCCGCCACUCGGCUUCAAGGGGUACUUCAUCCAGCCAGCCCCGGGUGCUGCCACCUCUCAGGUGUCCACUGAGCGGCCCGGCCUGCAGAGCCUCUCCAAUGGUCACGUGACCCUUGACCUUGACCCGGAGACCCUUCGGCUGGGCAGAGUUCGCGCCGGGAAGGCUGACAUUCAGAUAAACCAAACCUUCAUGUGGUAUGAAGGCUACGGAAACGCCAGUGGGUCCAAGUGGGAGCGUCCACAGAGGCCCACGGGCGCUUACAUCUUCAACCCCAAGGGCGAGGCUCAAGUGAUCGAGGCCAAGUCGGUGGUGACGCUGGACGGAGCUCUGGUGAAGGAGUACCGACACACGUUCGACAUGGACUGGGUCUCCCAGGUGACCCGGCUCUACAAAGACGAGCCCUUCGCUGAGGUCGAGUGGAUGGUCGGGCCCAUUCCCACCGAGGACGGCGUGGCCAAGGAGGUGAUCAGCCGCUUCAGCAGCGCUAUCAACUCCACUGACACCUUCUACACAGACUCCAACGGACGCCAGAUGAUGAAGCGUCGUCGCAACCACCGUGACACGUGGACCCUGAACGUCACGGAGCCGGUGGCCGGAAACUACUUCCCGGUUAAUUCUCGUAUCUUCAUCAAAGACGCCGACAGCCAGCUGACCGUACUCACCGAUCGAUCGCAAGGUGGCAGCAGUCUCGCCAGUGGCCAGCUGGAACUGAUGCUGCACCGCCGCACGGUGCAGGACGACGCGUUCGGCGUGGGCGAGCCGCUGAACGAGACCGAGUUCGGCGUGGGUCUGGUGGUGCGCGGUCGUCACUGGGUGGUGGUCAGUGACCCGGCCGACGCUCCCAAGCUGCACCGUGACCUCGCAGAACAGAUGUUCAUGGCGCCCCAGCUGAGCUUCGCCGCCGCCGACUUCAUGACGCCGGAGAUGUGGAGCAGCGCCAAGGUGAUCAAGCAGUUCACAGGCAUGCAGCCGCUGCCUGCCAACGUGCACCUGCUGACGCUGGAGAUGUACAAACCGAACCAGCUGCUGAUCCGACUGGAGCACCAAUUCCAGGCCGACGAGGAUCCCACGCUCAGCAAACCUGUCGACGUUAACCUCAAGGACCUGUUCACCACGCUGAACGUGACGUCAGUGGAGGAGUUCGGCUUGUCGGCGGACCGCCCCUUGAAGGACAUCAACCGCCUCCACUGGGACCACGUGCAGUCCAACCGGCUGCCCAAGAACUUCCGGGGCGCCGCGCACGAGGUGUACCGCAGCACCGGCGCCGAGCACGACCCGCUCACGGUGACCCUGAACCCGAUGGAGAUCAGGACGUUCGUGGCGUCAUACCAGAGCCCGUACCCGCUGCCGACCCCACCGGCCCAGCCUACCGAGUAACCUGAGGCCACGUCCCCGUGAGGGGUGACCUCAGCCGAGGUCAGGGGGUCACCGCUGCUGUGCAGGUAGUCCCACGCGUGUGUAUACGUGUGUGCGUGUAGUCACGCCUGGUUUCUGUGUGUACCGCUGUAGAUAUUUUCAGCUUUUGCGACGAUUCGUUCGCCCGCGCUAAUGGUGAAUCUGACGUGUGGUGGAAGUGGUGGAAACUGGGCGGAGAUGCGCUGAACCCUAAUUGGGCGCCGAAUGCCGAAGUUCUAUUGGUGUCUUGGCAAACCGGGCCGCAUUCCCAGAGUGGCCCAGUCAGAGAAGUGUUGCGGUGUUUUAUCGCGGAUCUUGGCACUCUUCAGCGUGGGGGAAAGCGAUAUAUCCAACAAUGCGCCGAAUGUAGGCAAUGUUUCGUUGCUUUGAAAUAAACGCGAGAAAAUGCUA